UAUGGAGGGAAGUGGGAGGCUGGAAAAUCCCCAGGCGCACAUGGUAGAUCAAGAGAAAACUUUUCGACUUCAAAAAAGUACUUGGGAUCUUUGUCGAUCGGUGAAAGAAAUCCCACCAGCUGCAAUUAGUUGGAUGUUGGAAGAUUUCACCCAGGCGCACGGAGGAACAAUAUGAGACUCAGGAGUCUAGCCACCGACAUCUAAGAAAAGAACUUCCUGUAUCCAUUUUAGGAAAACAACAAGGAGUAAAGUGGGUCCUCCGCCAACUCAGCUGAAAUUAAUUACUUGGAUCAAGAGCUUCAAGGGCAAACCGUUGAAAGAAAGCCACAGGUUUGGCAUUCCUGCCUUAUCUUAAUUUUGAAAGCUGCAGAGCUUUACUGCCUGGAGUACCGUAGUCUCGCUAUUCUUCCAUGGAGCUCUCUACAGAAGGGUACUACCACUACGAUGAUUAUGAACUGAACACUACUUUCGACUACGCUUCCUUCGAAAUGCUUUGCUACAAAGGUGAGGUCAGAGCAUUCAUCACCUCAUUCCUACCGGCAUUCUACUCUGUCGUUUUCCUCGUUGGGCUCGCUGGGAAUUCCCUAGCGGUGGCAUUCUUCGCCUGCAUCAGAAAACUAAAGACCAGGGUGGAUGUAUACAUCAUGAACUUGGCGGUUGCCGAUUUGUUGCUGCUCUGCACUCUUCCCUUUUGGGCUGCAAGUGCUGCCCACGGGUGGGUCCUAGGUAUCCCUUUAUGCAAGAUCACGUCCGCUACCUACACAAUGACCUUCAGUGCUAGCAUGCAAUUUCUGGCCUGCAUCAGCGUCGAUAGAUACAAAGCCAUUGUCAAAUCCCAAGCUAAACCACGGGCCAUCAACCAAUGCAUCAAAACGUCUUUCCUUGUCUGGGCAGCCGCCAUGUUCCUUUGCAUUCCUGAACUCGUCUUUAACACAGUCGUGGAGUUCAACAACAGACUUUCAUGUUUUCCCGCAUUUCCUCAGAGCACGGGGAACGUAAUUAAUGUAACCAUCGAAAUCAUGGAAAUGUUUCUGAGUUUUGCGCUGCCUUUCCUUGUCAUGCUGGUUUGCUACUCAGCUGUGGCCAGAACUCUCAUUUCAAGCCCCAGUGUUAAAAAAUGCCGGCCUCUGAAAGUUCUUGUCGCAGCGGUGUCUGUCUUCAUCGUCACGCAACUGCCUUAUAACAUCGUCAAGCUUUGGAAAGCCAUUGACAUUAUCUACCCGCUGAUUACAGACUGCAACACAAGCAAAACCAUCGAUAUUGUAUUCCAGGUGACGAACAGCAUUGCCUUGUUCCACUGCUGCCUGAACCCCAUCCUUUAUUUUUUUAUGGGAACUUCUUUCAAAAUGCACAUGGUCAAAAUGGCAAAGAGUUAUGGCUACUGGAGAAGGCAGCAGAGCGCAGCAAAUGAAGAAAUUCCUAUGGACUAUGAAGAUUCUGGGCAAGAAACCAGUAGUUUUACUAUUUAGAAAAUGGGGAGAAGGAAAGCAAUCCGUGUUCGCUUAAGCCAGUCAAUGCCUGGCUGUGCUGGGUUGACACAAGAGAUCCUUGAUAAAAGAACUGAAUAUCGAUUGCGAUAGCUUCACGUGGUAGGAUGAAGCUGUUCCAAUCGAGCAGAUAGCUGGACCUAGCGUACCUGCUUUCUGCUGACAAUAUAACCUAGUUUAAAUGGUCUGAUCUACUCCUAUAGGAAAUGAUGCACAUUAUUUCUAGCAUCAAAUAAUACACAAUAAUGAAAUGUUCAAGUGGAAAUAAGCCUGCUUAGUAGCAAGGAGAUGGAGUGAGCAGAAGCACUCAAUAGCUAUUUUCCUAAAGGCUGGUUUUUCUUCUUGAGAAGCAUGGCUCAGGAAAGAGGGUGGCGAGCCUGUUCUGUUAUAGAAAAUAAAAUCAUCCUAUAAUGCAGAGUUGGGGAAGCAUUGGACUCCACCCCCCAUCAGUAUGGCCAGUGGUCAAGGAUAAUGAAAGCUGUUGUUGGGCUUUAGCUUCCAUUAUCCCUGACCACUGGCCAUACUGAUGGGGGUUGAUGGGAGCCAGAGUCCAACAACCCCUAAAGGAUCAAUGCUUCCCCUGAAAGCCCUGCUAUAAAUCCUGGUGCCAUUGUGCAAAGUUUUCUCCUGUCCCCACCAGGUAAUUUACAUGGAACAUGAAUCCAGAGAACGCAUAGAAUAAUGGCAUCACUACAUGGGGUACAUGUUGCCUUGUGUUCCUGAAAGAAGGAAUAUUAGACAUGGGGAUGCCAUGUUCAGGUGCUGCUCAAGAAUGCACCUGGAUACUUACGGUAUAAGGACAAGACACUUAUUUACACAAAGAUUUGUAUAGUAAUUCUUCUGGGGGUGGGGAGAGACCUUAUUCCUUCAUGUAAUGGAAUUUGAAGGGCAUGCCUUAAUGGGUAGAAUUUCCUAAUACGAUUAGAACUGCCAUGUAACGACACCUGCAACAUUUCCAUUAAGUCACCCACAACACAAUCUUAUGUUUUGUUAUUCCCACUGUAUUUUAUUACUAUAUAUUAUGCUUCAUUUUUGUAUACAAUAAAAGAGCUUCAAUGGAAGAGAAAGAAACCAUGUGUAUAAAACGAUCCCUGAACUACUAUGAGGGUUUUUUUAAUAGGGGAAUCUUUCAAACUCAAAAUUCAGGAGGGUCCCUUAUUGCCUUGCGGAAGUUUUGGGAUAUCAGCUAAUUAGCAUCUCAUGCUAUUCCGAUUCAAAAGAUGGAUACAUCCGUAGCUUUACACAUUGUUAAACGAUAUGUGUGUGUAAAAUAUAUUCCAAAGGAGUCAUUGGUUUACAUCAGGGGUUCCCAAACUUGGGUCUUCAGCUAUUGUUGGACUACAACUCCCAUCAUCCCUAGUUAGCAGGACAAGUGAUCAGAGAUGAUGAGAAUUGUAGUCCAAAACCAGCUCGAGGCCCAAGUUUGGGAAACACUGGUUUACAUGUACGCAGCACAGGGUUGAGGCGCAGCCAAAUUAAUGUGUCUUCUCCACUAUUUAGAGAACACUCAGUUUGAGCAGGUCCCUAGAAUUCAAUUCACAUAUGUGCAGGAGCAAAGCCCCUUAUCUGUGAAACCUUAUGCUGGAGUCCCGUGUGACUUAAUCCAUAGAUAAAAUAUAAUGGAAUACAGUCAUACCUUGGUUUAAGUACACUUCGGUUUGAGUAUUUUCAGUUCAAGUACUCCGCGGACCCGUCUGGAACGGAUUAAUCCAAUUUCCAUUACUUUCAAUGGGAAAGUUCGCUUCAGGUUAAGUACGCUUCAGGUUAAGUACAGACUUCCGGAACCAAUUGUGUCCUUAAACGGAGGUACCACUGUAUCUAGCAUGUAAAUGCAAAGGCCUGUUCAAGCAUGACACUAGGGGAAAAAAUAAAAGCCAUAUUUCUAUUCCUCAUGCAGUCAAUACGGAAACAUGAAAGGACAGAAUUAAAAAUGUACUAUCCAAACGAUUCUUUACUAGCAGAAAUAGAGUAACGUUUGAAAAAUAGAAAGAAGCAUCAACCCGUGGCAUUGAAAAAAUUUGCUAUUGUAUAAUUAGGAGGUCUGGAAGUAGUUAAGAUACAACAGGAAGAGAUAUAUCAGUCAUAAGCCGUUCACGUUGCGAUUUUUUGUGUGUGUGUUUGAUUAUAUAUUAUAUACAUAAUUCUUUUUUGUAUUUUUUGUUUUUGCUAUGAAUUUGUUGAAUUGGAAGCCAUUCUGUAUAUCGAAGACA
Zootoca vivipara (common lizard) is the source of this 3697-nucleotide messenger RNA. RefSeq names its product atypical chemokine receptor 4 (gene ACKR4). The record is from RefSeq and is a predicted model, not a curated record. Gene Ontology annotation, cellular component: membrane; external side of plasma membrane. Gene Ontology annotation, biological process: G protein-coupled receptor signaling pathway; calcium-mediated signaling; immune response. NCBI's taxonomy places the organism in Eukaryota, Metazoa, Chordata, Lepidosauria, Squamata, Lacertidae. Gene Ontology annotation, molecular function: scavenger receptor activity; C-C chemokine binding; C-C chemokine receptor activity.